ACAGGAGACAACUCGAUGUGUCCACUUCCUAUCUCUUGCCCGUCGACGGCCUAAUCCACGAACCAAUUAAAGCUUCCUCUGGUGUAAAAUAAACCAAAAUGCUCAUUGUAUGCCACCGAAGGUCUCCGACGGGAAAGGAGACAAAAAAAGAUUUUCGAGUCAGCCUCUUCUAUUUCUUCGUCUGCGUGCUUCUCUUCUUCUCCUUCACAGCAAUUCCAUAUUCUCAUUUAUAACCGCGAAUGAUAUCAACAGGAGUGCGAUUCAAGAUACAAGUAGGUUGGGUGACUUAUUAUUGUGCCAGGUCCAAGAUUGCUGAUUUGUUACGGUAGAUUCAUCUGUUUGCUUGAUUUGCUCAAAAAGGAAGGCCAUCUCGGUCACCAAAUGAUACAAGCCGAUCACACCAGCAUGACCGAGAAAGGGGAUUUUGAAGCAAGUCCAGACGUUGUAAUUGACUCUCAGGAGGCAACCCCCAAAGAAGGUAGUCUUACAGCAUUAUCAAGACAUGCGACGGUUCCCGAUGGUAAAGAUCCAAGUAUUCCUCCAGAUGGGGGAUUGACAGCAUGGAAGCAGGUCCUGGCAGGACAUUUGAUAGUUUUGAUCACCUGGUUAGUCCGUCUGCUCUUAGCUUCUCAGUUGGUUUCCACGAGAGCGCCAACACAUCUUACUCUGCAAACAAACGAUGAAAUCUUGUUAACUUGGUGUAGGGGUUUCAUGAACGCAUUUGGAGUCUUUCAAACUUACUACGUUGACUUCCUUGGUCGCUCUGAAUCGGAUGUUUCAUGGAUCGGAACCAUCCAAAUCUUUUUGACGUGGUCAUUGGGUACAUUCACAGGUCGUCUUACCGAUGCAGGCUAUUUUCGUUCAGUCUUCAGUGAGUAAAGUUUCUUCUGUUCUUACAUGUGUUCCACGUCGCCUGAACUAGAGGUUAGGACUCAGCGUUUAAAUAAUACCUCAAUGCCUUUCCCCUCUCCAAGAAUGAUAGGUCGCUAAUUUGAGGCAGUAACUGGAAGCGUGUUCAGUGUUCUCGGCUUGUUUAUGGCAUCUAUAUCAACCCAGUACUGGCAAAUAUUCCUCGCUCAGGGAGUUUGCUGCGGUGUCGGUAACGGAUUUCUUUUCUGUCCAAUGUUGGCAGUAGCAUCAACGUAUUUCUCCAAGAAGAAACCUAUUGCGAUAGGUAUUUGUGCUUGUGGUGGUGCCACGGGUGGAUUGAUCUUUCCGGCAAUGGUUCAACAACUGAUCCCCUCAGUUGGUUAUGGAUGGACCAUGCGCGCUAUGGGCUUCGUUGCUUUAGCCUGUUUGGUGAUCUGUAAUAUUCUAGCCAGACCAAGAUUGCCGCCUCGGGAAACGGGUCCAAUUCUCGAGCUCAAUGCUUUUACGGAGCUACCUUACGCCUUGUUCGCAAUUUCAAUGUUUUUCGUUUUCUGGGGUAUUUAUUUUGCCUCAUUCUACCUGGGCUCUUUCGGUGUUGCAAUCAUCAACAUACCCGAGAAGGAAUCAAUCAACCUGCUACUGGUUCUGAAUGGUGUUGGUAUCAUUGGUCGUACUUUACCUGCAUUUGUGGCAAACCAAUAUGCUGGCCCUAUGAACGUUCUCCUUCUAGUUACCAUCGCCUCAUCUAUAUGUUCUUAUGCGAUGAUUGGUGUCAAAUCACGAGGAGGCUUUUAUGCCUGGACUGUCAUCUAUGGUAUCGUAGGAAAUGCCGUUCAAGGAAUGUUUCCAGUCGUCUUGGGUAGCUUGACAGCGGAUAAAGACUCGAAGAAGGCUGGAGUCAGGAUGGGAAUGAUGUUUGUAAGUGGGCCCAUACUUUUCACAGAAAAUAGACAACUGACCUCCUUAGACAAUUGUCAGUUUCGCUGUGUUGACAGGCCCUCCAAUCACGGGUGUAUUGAUUACCAGCGACAAUGGCCGCUAUGUACAUGCACAAGUCUUCGCCGCUUCAUCUAUGCUACUUGGAUUCUUCAUACUCUGCGGGGCUAGGUUUGUGAGAGGUGGCAAAACCGUUCUUUGCAAAAUUUGAUCGCGCGUUGUGAGCCUCCUAAUAUUAAUCAAGGAGCAGAGCUGUCUGUUGUGGUAAUGAAGAGCAAAAGAGCGAUAUAGACUCUGAUGGAAUGGUAACAGAGAGAACC
Molecule: messenger RNA, 2126 nt
Organism: Hymenoscyphus albidus
Lineage: Eukaryota; Fungi; Ascomycota; Leotiomycetes; Helotiales; Helotiaceae
Source: the annotation of a GenBank genome assembly